UACCGCAUAGUAUUGUGUACAUAAAACACAAAGUUAUUUCUCUACGUGUUUCGUUGUAAAUUUAGGUGAAAUUCCUCGCGAUUCAUUUGAAACACGGAGGUGAAAGAGCCAAAAGAAGUUUCAAAACGUGAAUUUCAACUCGAAAAAUGUAACCAAUCACAUCACUCAUAUCGCGAAAUCAAAUACGUUAAGUGGGAAUGGGCUCGAAGAAAGUGGAUUUUUAAAUAAAAAUGACUUUAUUGAAAGGCAAAAAGACUGAAAGUGACAAAGGAAAUGUGAAAAAAAGCGUAAGGUUUGCGAAGGCCGCGACCCAUCAAAAGAUUCCGUUCGGGGAACGCUUUGUGAAUUUUUACCGCUUCUUGUGGAACCUCACUGCCACCGUGAAUAUAGUGCAACAUUCAGAAUUUGAAGACUUGGGUGAGCAGCUCCCGCGAUAUCGUCCUGACUCAAUCGCAUCUUUGCGGCGGCUAACAAGGUUCACAGAACCAGAGCUAAAGAGACUUUAUAGAGGGUUCAAAGCAGAAUGUCCAACCGGUGUCGUCCGAGAAGAAACCUUCAAACUUAUAUACUCCCAGUUCUUUCCACAAGGAGCUAAUACUGCUCAAUAUGCACAUUACGUAUUCAACACAUUGGACCAAGAUAGGAGUGGACUGCUCAGUUUUGAGGAAUUUGUUACUGGUUUAUCGGUGCUAUCGAGAGGAACAAUAGAAGAGAAGCUGCAGUGGACAUUUUCGCUUUAUGAUAUCAACGGAGAUGGGUAUAUAACGAAGGAGGAAAUGACUGAAAUAGUAACUGCAAUUUAUGAUCUUAUGGGCAAGAUCGUGGAACCAAUGAUAGACGACGAUGCCAUUCGAGAAAAAGUCGAAAGAUUGUUUCAAAAAAUGGACUUAAAUCGAGACGGGGUCCUCACACUUGACGAAUUCUUGGACUGCUGUUUACGCGACGAAGAUAUAAUUCGCUCAAUGGGAGUGUUUGACAGCAACUUCUGACGCCCUGCCUCAAGGCGCCCGAGACGCCGUGCAUGCUAAACCGUAAUAUUAAUAGGCCCGUUUUUUAUUUAUUGAUUACGAGUUCUAUAAAAUCUCAGGAAGUAAAGUCAACGUGUCGUAGUUAGUACCGAAUAUAGUGAAUUAAUGUAUUCCCUUAAUUUCGAUGUCGUAAUGAAUGUAAGUAGUUUUAUGAAAAUUAUAUUGAAAAAUAUUUUUGUAACAAUAAAGUAGAAUUAAUGUCGUGAAAUGUUCAUGUUUUCCAAAUAAAUUCUUCUUUCGAACUAUUCACUUUUAAUAUCUAGGAAAAAUUGUCUCUCGUAGUUUAUCAUUCUAUUAUAGGCCAUCUUUAAGAGAGCUUAUCAUAAGAAUCUUAACAUUACAUAUGAUAUUUAAAGAUGUCAAAACGCUUUUUGGAUUUCUACGACCAUGUAUUUAUUUCUUAUAUAGAUACUUCCCUCAUUACUGUUUCUAGCUUACCUCGCUCUUUUAAAUUAUUCCGGCCAUUUUUUCGUAGAUAAUAUGAAAUAAAGAUUUUUCUAUAUAUAUAUAUUGUAUUGUUAUAUGUCUACGAAUUGUCUUGUUUGGAGUAAAUAGUCUCACGCAUCGCACGUACAGCAACGUAUUAGCUUCCAAUAGUUCGGUGUAGUUCUGUCAAUAUCCGUAGCCUUGAAUUCGUAUCCUUUGGAUCACGCGAAAAUAAAUAAUUAUUGUGAUCGCUAUCGGAAGUUGCAGAGUAAUCACAAGCCCAUGACUUUAUUAUGUAAAUUUGAUUAAUAAUAAACUUGAAUUCAAAACGACAAAAAUCAUUUGUGUGUUAUAAAUUAGAAAUGAGGUAGGUGAUGCCAGAUAGGGUCAAGUUAUUUUAUUGUGAACGCACACACAAAUAACAUAACGAGAAUUUAAUUAAUGUAAUUAUGUAUUAAUAAGGACACUGUCAUUUCUCGUGUAUAAUCUGAAAUAAUUUGAACUCAAGAAAAAACAAUCGUUCAGCGCUCCCCAGGAGUAUUUUUAGUCAACAUGUAAUUAUCGUUAUACAUACCUUUGAAUAAAUUGUCUAUAGAAAUAUAAAAUUUACCAUCUACUCGUGCCCUAGGUAAUAAAUGGUGGAAUCUGCAAUUAUUGUAAAUACUCGGGUGUAAAUAUUUGAUCUAGACGUAAAUGUAUAUUUUCAUAGUGGGUGUUAAAAGGAACCAAAUAAAUAGAGAAACAUAAACAAUGUUAUAAAAUACUUAAAUAUAAACAUGUAAUUUUUAUGUAGUUAGGUGUGAGACAAGUAAUUGUGACCGAUAAAAACACUUCACCACCCACUCGGCUGAUUUGUAGAUAAUUAUCUUCAUUCCUAUAUCGCAGUUGGUACCAUCCUUCUAUUUUAUUCAGAUUUGUUUGUCACUUAUUCUAUAAAUAAACCUUCCGAUGGUCGAGCUUAAAAUAUCGUCUUCCCAAAGUAAACUACUUAUUUGCAAUCAAUGUAUCUGCAAAGAAAGCCCGUUCCUAGUUAUUUUGUUGCAUUAUGGUAUUUAUAUGACUAGAAUAAAAACAAGUCUUAUGAUAAAUUAAAAUAUAAAGUUGGUCCUAAGGAAUUAUGCUAUUUAAAAUUAUAGUCGUCUAUAGUUCAAAAGUAAUAAAUGUAAAUAGAAUAUGUACGUUGUAAUUCCAUACCUAUUAUUCGUGCCAAAAAACUAUUAAUUUUUGCGUGAAAAUAUGAUUUAAUAGUAAUUGUAAUAGCAAUUGUGAAAAAUGUUCGUUCAAAAUGGGAGUUCGUAUGGCCUAUUGUUCGUUAAUGUCCAAACACAUUAUUCGUAUAUUCCUAAUAGUUUAGUACUAAUCGCUUUAAGAACAUUGUCAUUGUAAUUAAUACAAAUUUUAUAAAAUAAUUUAGAAGAAACAUAUCACGACUAAAAUUGUUCUAAGUCUUACCGAACACAAGUAGCACGCUGAUGGAUUUGUAACAACGUCCUAUUCGUUAUUAAAAAAUAGACAUU
Molecule: messenger RNA, 2971 nt
Organism: Pieris rapae (cabbage white)
Lineage: Eukaryota; Metazoa; Arthropoda; Insecta; Lepidoptera; Pieridae
Product: Kv channel-interacting protein 4
Exons: 5
Coding region: 231-989 (252 amino acids)
Molecular function (GO): calcium ion binding
Source: RefSeq, a predicted model, not a curated record